AUGUCAUCAAUUUUAAUCUUUUCGACCCCAAAUACUCUCAAAACUUCUAUUAUAAACGUCAAUUCCAAUCGGAGGAAUUCCCUUUCCCUUCCUUUAAGGAAUCAUUCUUUUUCUCCGAUUGGAAGAAAGCUUCCAAGGAAAGCUAAUAAUAUUCUAGCAUGUUCAACUUCAUCAGCUUUUAUAGGGAAAGUUGGGUUGCAAAAAAGAGAAGGCAACUUCUCGUCGCUGUCGUUUGGGGUGGAUCCUAAAGGAGUGUUGGAAACUGAGGCAAAGGCUGGUGCUUCACAAGUUUUAUCAGCAAUGCUUCCGUUUGUGGUGGCUCUAACUGCAGUUACCGCUCUUUAUCAGCCUUCCACUUUCACUUGGGUGUCCAAGGAAUUGUAUGCUCCUGCACUUGGAGGAAUUAUGUUGUCUAUUGGAAUUAGACUCUCCAUUGAUGAUUUUGCUCUUGCUUUUAAAAGACCUGUGCCGUUAUCUGUUGGCUUUGCUGCACAAUAUGUACUGAAACCGGCUCUUGGAGUGUUGGUAGCUAGGGGAUUUGGGAUGUCUCCAAUGUUCUAUGCCGGUUUUGUUCUCAUGUCUUGUGUUGCUGGGGCACAACUAUCAAGCUAUGCCAGCUUCUUGAGUAAAGGCGAUGUGGCCUUAAGCAUUCUAUUGACCAGCUCGACUACUAUUGCAUCUGUUCUUGUUACUCCUCUUUUAACCGGCCUUCUUAUAGGUUCUGUGGUUCCAAUUGAUGCAGUUGCCAUGUCGAAAUCAAUUUUGCAGGUGGUUCUUGCUCCUGUCACUCUUGGGCUGGUGCUAAAUACUUAUGCUAAACCGGUUGUAUCUGUUCUACAACCUUUAAUGCCUUUUGUUGCAAUGAUUUGUACUUCAUUGUGUAUUGGAAGCCCCCUUGCUAUAAAUAGGAGCCAAAUUCUUUCAGCAGAGGGUAUGAAAUUGAUUGGCCCUGUAUUGUCAUUUCAUGCAGCGGCAUUCGCCUUGGGUUACUGGAUCUCCAAAAUUCCACCUUUGAGGUUAGAGGAAGAAGUCUGCAGGACAAUCUCACUGUGCACAGGAAUGCAAAGUUCGACACUUGCAGGGCUCCUCGCAACACAAUUCCUUGGAAGCACUCAAGCUGUUCCUCCUGCUUGCUCGGUGGUUGCCAUGGCUAUAAUGGGCCUUUGUCUCGCUUCAUUCUGGGGCAGCGGAUACAGAAUCAGAGACUUGCCGUCUCUCGUGAUUCCUCAAACUGGCUCUACUGUUGAAGCUUAA
Fraxinus pennsylvanica is the source of this 1254-nucleotide messenger RNA. NCBI's taxonomy places the organism in Eukaryota, Viridiplantae, Streptophyta, Magnoliopsida, Lamiales, Oleaceae. The record is from the annotation of a GenBank genome assembly.